AUGGGCCUGCGACGGCGCCGCACCUAUCGCCCCAAACCUACCACGCCAUGGAUGACGAUGCCUGUCCGGUGGUCCGAUCUCCCCGACGAUCUCCUCCCCCUGAUCUACGUCAAGGUCGACAGCCUGCUCCAUCGCGUCCGCUUUGCUGCAGUGUGCAGAUCGUGGCGAGCGGCUGCGAUCAUGUCGCGUCAGGCGGCACCGCCCGUCCUCCCAUGGCUCAUCUUCUCCUCAGAUGGUGGCAAGUCGAGGCGCGCAUACUGCCCUGAGGAAGGUGGGAUUUUGCGCAUCCGGAUCCGAAGGCAAGUGCUCACCGGCAAGCGGUUCGUGGGAGCUCACGACGGGGGCUGGGUCGCUGCAAUAGGAGGCGAAUCGAAGCUUGUAAUCGUGAACCUCUUCUCGGGCACGGAGGUAUCCUUACCUGCAAGGAACGCAUACCCUACAUACAAGAUUGUCUUCUCGGAAUCCCCCGCCUCAAGUGGUUGCAUCCUUGCCGCCAUCAUGUCUCAAUACGGCGUCGCCGUAUGCCAGAUUGGUUGUCCGAACGGCACGUGGACGGUCAAACAAUUGGAUGGAUUAUUAUGCCUUAUGGACAUUGUAUUCUACAAUGGACACCUCUACGGCAUCACUUCCUUCGAGCAACUUCUCAAGUUCAAAAUCGGGGUGAACAAAGACGGCGUGCUAGCGUUCAUUGGUGAACCGCACCAACUCCAAAUCCGAAAGUGCAGCGGUCCUCCGGCGUAUCGACGCUACAUCAUUGAACUGCAAGGCAAGCUGGUGAUGGUGGCGAGGAGCUACUCACGACGCAUCAACUCUGAGCCUAUCUUCAAGGUGUUUGAGCUUGCUGACAAAGCGACUACAGAAUACACUCAUCAGUGGGAGGAGUUAAUGACCUUGGGUGAUUAUGCCUUAUUUUUGGGGGCAAAGUCAUCCAAGGCGGUGUACGUGCCAGCGUCUGGGCACGACGGAGUGCAGAGAAGUUGCAUCUAUGCUGACGACAUGAAAUACUUGACGCAAUUGGACGGUCAUGGUGAUUGUGUAUAUCCUGUGCAAGAUAAAAGCAGUCACCACGCCAGACACAUGAUCAAAUCAGCAGGUUCGUAUGUAGCUGCCGGUGCUGAUACAAGUGGCAUGUGGGUUUUCCCUCCGAAUUUCUGGGCGGCCAAUAGUAGACAAGCGCGACAUCUUUGA
Molecule: messenger RNA, 1188 nt
Organism: Triticum turgidum subsp. durum (durum wheat)
Lineage: Eukaryota; Viridiplantae; Streptophyta; Magnoliopsida; Poales; Poaceae
Source: the annotation of a GenBank genome assembly